GAGAAUCAUGAAGGCAUCAUUCCUUCAAGCACAACCGAGUGAAAGGAGAGCUUUCUUUAAGAAUGCUCUCUUUUUAAAGCACUAUUUCACGCUAUGAACAUCUCCGAGGAGCUUUUUUGUUAUUUUGACAGCGCCCCUUAAAGAAAACGGCAAAAUGCCCACGGAGGUGAAGCAGAGAAAGAAAAAGCAAAGCGAGGAUGUUCCUGCCAACUGCCAACAAGAAGUGGAGCAAAGACUGACGAAGGAAGACGGAGACUCUCCUAAAACAUCCAGUUUGGACUUUAAAGGAAUCAUGUGCGUUUUGUCGCUUGCAGUCUGCGCGGCACUCAGCUGGGAAGUGAUCCAGCAGAACGAGAGGUUCUCCAACAUGGAGGAGAAGUUCACACUUUUACAUGGAAAGACGUCGAGUUGGACUCAAAUGGAGGAACAGGUGGAGAAAAUGAACCAAAAACUCGCCGCCUCCGAGGUCGCUGUCCAGGAGGCGCUCUCCGCCCUCUCCAUGGCAACGGGACUCCAGCAGGACGUUGUCACGCUCCACGCCGCCGUCGUGGCCAUGCAAGCGGACGAGAGCUCCGCGUCCGGAGACCUCCAGGCGGUCAACGGCCGCUUCCUGAACGUGACAGAGACUUGGCAGGCCCGCCUCGCCGUCGCCGCCUCCGAGCUGGCCGCCCUCAAGGCCGAGGCCCGAGAGGCCCACGCCGGAGCCACGGACAAGGUGAACGAGGCCGAGCGACGAGUCAGGGCGCUGAGGGAAAAGCUGGAGGAGCUGGAGGACAGCACCAAGAGGAACGCCCGAGCGAUGGAGCGCUCCGAGGAGGACGACGCCAAGCGGGCUCGGGAGCACCUGGACUGGAACACCAAGCAAGUCCACAAUCUGCAGGAGCACGUCAACAGGCUGGCCCGUAAGGAGGCGGAGCUUAGCGCGGAGCUGCAGGAGCUCAUCCCCCGGGCGCGGGAAUGCGAGGAGCACCUGCCCAGCGUGGAGGAGGCGCUGCGCUCCAUCCUCAAGCUGGCCGGCGACCUGAGCGGGGCGGAGAAGCGCCUGGAGGAGGCGACGCUGCAGGUGUUCGGCGCCGAGGACAACAUGCUGAAGACCCUCCACCAGAUCGUGGAGAUGAGGCAGGAGGUGGACGCCCUGCAGGCUCGCAGCAGCAUCCUCAAGAUGAAGAGCGAGCUCUCGGUGGUGCGGGAGGCGGUGCAUGAACUCACCAUGGUGCUGAGGGGGGGGCAGGUUGCCGACGGCGACGAGGAGCCGGAUGAGGAGUGGAUUGAAGACCAAGCUCCUCGUGAUGACACCACCCAAUGAUGUCAUGCAUGCAAAGACAAGGAGUUUUUAUGAGUUCUUGCUGUUUUCAUGAAGUACUUUUACCACAAGACAGUAGAAGUAGACCAUCACCAUGUAUCCCUCGUUUAAGUUAUAUAGCGCCACCUAUUGAGCAAGUGGGUGACUUGCAGCUUUUAAAGCCAUGAAGUAACAUCAGAACCUGUUGAUGAUCAUAAAUAGAAGAGAGGAAGUAGAAAUAAUUCAAAUAGAAAAUAAAUGAGCUCUAAAAAGCUACUGAAGUAAACAUCUCUUAUUUCAACGCGUCAGGCUAGUGUGUUAGCUA
Entelurus aequoreus (snake pipefish) is the source of this 1607-nucleotide messenger RNA. It is a transcript of the gene ikbip, whose product is annotated as IKBKB interacting protein. NCBI's taxonomy places the organism in Eukaryota, Metazoa, Chordata, Actinopteri, Syngnathiformes, Syngnathidae. The coding region runs from base 155 to 1306 and encodes 383 amino acids. The record is from RefSeq and is a predicted model, not a curated record. The transcript has 4 exons.